Torulaspora delbrueckii is the source of this 813-nucleotide messenger RNA. It is a transcript of the gene ASF1, whose product is annotated as nucleosome assembly factor ASF1. Lineage: Eukaryota; Fungi; Ascomycota; Saccharomycetes; Saccharomycetales; Saccharomycetaceae. The coding region runs from base 1 to 813 and encodes 270 amino acids. Gene Ontology annotation, cellular component: nucleus. The transcript has a single exon. Gene Ontology annotation, molecular function: histone binding. The record is from RefSeq and is a predicted model, not a curated record. Gene Ontology annotation, biological process: nucleosome disassembly; nucleosome assembly; DNA replication-dependent chromatin assembly.
AUGUCGAUCGUUUCCCUGCUUGGUAUCAAGGUGCUAAACAAUCCUGCCAAUUUCUCCAAUCCAUAUGAGUUUGAGAUUACAUUCGAGUGUCUGGAGCCUUUAAAGAGUGAUUUAGAGUGGAAGCUAACGUACGUCGGGUCUUCGAGGUCUUUGGAACACGAUCAAGAGCUAGAUUCGAUCCUUGUGGGUCCCGUACCGGUUGGUGUCAACAAAUUCGUGUUCACUGCAGAUCCACCUUCUCCCGAAUUAAUUCCAGCCAGUGAACUGGUCAGCGUCACUGUGAUCCUGCUGAGCUGCUCCUAUGACGGUAGAGAGUUCGUUAGAGUUGGUUACUACGUGAACAACGAAUAUGAUAACGAAGAAUUGCGUGAAAAUCCACCUGCAAAGGUACAGGUCGAACAUGUGGUGCGUAAUAUCCUGGCCGAGAAGCCUAGAGUAACGAGGUUCAACAUUGUAUGGGACAACGAGAACGAGGGAGAAAUGUACCCUCCAGAGCAACCUGGUGUAGAUGAAGAGGAGGAAGAGGAAGAAGAGGAAGAAGAAGAAGAAGAGGAAGAGGAAGAAGAGGACGAGGAGAAUGAAGAUGAUGAUGAGCAGGAGGAGGAAGCGGAAGAAGAAGGGGAACAGCAAGAGUUAGAAGCUCAGGAAGCAGAAGAAGAAGAUGAAGAAGCUGCUGAGGAAGGUUUAGACGCUGCUGAUCAGCAUGCUGGUGAAGAUGACGACGAGCCGGAGAUAGACGAUGAUGGUGCGCCUUCUUUAAAGAAGCAAAAGAUCGAAAUGGAUGACGCACAAACCCCACAGGAUUCUCAAUAA